Molecule: messenger RNA, 3398 nt
Organism: Neocloeon triangulifer
Lineage: Eukaryota; Metazoa; Arthropoda; Insecta; Ephemeroptera; Baetidae
Exons: 8
Coding region: 41-2125 (694 amino acids)
Source: RefSeq, a predicted model, not a curated record
AGCAGUGUUCAGGCAUUGCUCGUCGAGUAAACACGGCACGAUGCUCAAGCUCGUGGCGAUCGGCCUCGUUUGGGCAACCGCGGCCAACGCUUUUCCCCUGCUGCCCACCUCCACGGUCAACAUCUCGGACUCGUGGCUGCUGACGGACGCCGACAGCCCCGUCUUCUACCGCCACUUCCGCGACAAAGUGACCUGGGCCGAGGCAGAGUCGGUUUGCCAGUUCCACCACAGCGUGCUCGCCACUGUGCGAAACACGGCUGAAUUUGACCGCACCAGGGCCCUCCUGCGACAGCUGGAAUGGACCACGCCGGUGUGGGUGGGCCUCAGGCGCGACGACGGACAACCCAUGUUCAAGUGGAGCACCCCAGCGGGUGCAACUCUGGAAGCUUCCGAGGGCUACUGGCACGAGUCUCCGAACGUCAUCACCUCGGCGCCGCAGUGUGUCACCAUCGACCCGGCGGCCGACUUCAGGUGGCGCGCGGUCGACUGCUCCAGCACGCUCGAGAUCCACUCGUUCCUCUGCCAGAUACCUGUGCCGACGUGGGUGCGGUUGGAGCACGGCGGGUGUUUGUCGCCGAAAUGGCCCAACAAGGAGGUCACCGUGCAGUACAAUCCGCAAACCAGGGCCCUGGAGAUGAUCGCCGAUUGCGGCCUGCGAGGCACCAGGAGGAUCGCAUGCAAGCACAACUCUGAAAAGGACAUUCGCAGACUGGAGCACAAAUUGAGAUGCUCAGAGGAGAGCGGAAACCACAUGAAAGCGGCCACACCGCCACGUCCCAUCACGCGGCACCGACGGGACGUCCAGGAACCCAGCGCAGCUCCGACCGCCGACCUUUUGACCGCGCACAGUUUCGCUCCCCCUCUGCAGCCGACGGAAAUCGAUCAGCAAACUACUGAGAAGCUGCAAGAAACGACCACUGAGAAGAUCAUCGUGACUGUCAGUCCAACCGAGAUGGCGACGGACUCCGUUCCGAACCCAACCAAAGACAUCACCGAGGCGCCGAAACUGCAGUCGGACGUUGAUCAGGCGCCGUCGGUCAGCACCACCCGCGAAGCGACGAGCCAGAUGAAAACUGAGGAGGCAAAAACCACCACCCCUGCCGUUCAAAAGGAAGAAGAGGAAAAAAUUGAAGCGACCACCGAGGAAGAAUCAGAGAAAUUAAUCAUCGCCGUCUCUUCGGCGCCCGAAUCAAUUUCCGUCGUCAGCAGCACGACCACUCUUGCAGAUACGGAGGAAAGGACGACGGUCGCUUCGUCUUCCAAGAUGAACGUUGAGAUCAUCGCACACAUUUUCGACACCAGCACCGACGGCAACCGCGUCAUCACCGUCGAGGAGUUCCGGCAAAACGAGGAGGCGCCGACCGCUAGGCCCGCCGUCGGCCAAGAGGAGGAGAUCGACAUCGACCAGAUGCAAAACACACAGCCCCUGGUGGUGGCGAAGCACCACGUCGUGCCGGGCACCCCCAGGAACGUGCCCUCGACGAUGACACAGCACGACCCGCCGCACCACCCGCCCCUCGUCAUCGCCAUUUCGCACCACAACUUCACGCCCGGAAUGCCCAGAAUCGUCGCCCCGCCGCCCCAGGUCGAUCAGGCCCAGGCGCCCUUCAUGCACCACCCGAUGGUGCACGACGGACACCCGAGAAUUGUGGGUCCUGAGGAGAUCAGGUCGGCAGAGGACCACGUUGCUCAGAGGAGGAAACAGUUUUUGCCAACGCCUUUGCAAGGGCCGAUCCCGGAACAGCUGCACCACCACGCACCCAUGAUGGUGCACCAGCAGCAAGUUGAGCACCACGUAGAUGUCACCGAAGAGGCAAUGGUGCCAUCAACAACCACAGAGGUACAAACCGAGAGUGACAAAACCGAGGAGGAGGACAUCGAGUUCCAGGACGAGGAGCCGGAGGCGUUGCAGGAGGCAAAACAGCGCCAGGGCGAAAAGUCCAUCGUGGUCAGCGUCAAGGUGGAGGAGAUGGAAAGCACCGAGGACACUUUGAAUGCCGAGACGGACGAAGAAAUCAUCGAAGCCAAGCAGCGACUCAAGGGCAGGCGGACGGACGAGAAGCCUGUCGAGAGACACCUGGCCCGCAGCCUCUACCCUUUCAUCAUCAACAGGCUGCUUGGUUAAAUUCAUCGAUUGGGGAAAAAGUAAAUUAAAAACAGAAUCAAUUUUUUUGCAACGAAAUUCUCAACUAGUGGUUCGGAUCGAGAGUAGGUAGCAAUAAGAAGAUGAGUCUCUAGAAAAACUCUCAUAAAAUUAAUUUAGAAUACAAGGAAAAGCACUACUAAAAUUUUUGGUAAUAAAUCUUGAGGCAUAUGAAAAAUUAUCUAAUGAAAAGUCUAGCUAAAGUUUGAUAUAAAUCACUUUUAGAACAUUUUUAGCCGCGUAGAUUUCUGCUUUUACUUUGACAUUCUGCACACGCAUUUAUGAGAUAACACGUUGCUGCACUCACCGUCCUAAAUGCUGCCUGAUCGACUUUUUAAGAUUUUCCCUGAUUUCUCGCUAAUUAUCGAGGCUUCGGUCUGUGUGUGUAUAUCUGAGCACAAUUUCACUAUAAAAAUAUAAUUAUAUAUCGCUCUACUUGGGACAGAGAGUGGCGUGCGAAACAGACGAAAUCCCUUGAUUUAGAAUGAAAGAUAAAACGACCGGAAAAAAAAAUAAAAUUUCAAACAAAUAAUCGAAGGAAAAAUUUUGGCUCAUGUUACGUGUGUAUGUCUCGAUGGAACAGCUUUAAACAUAUGUAAUUAAAAAUAUUCUUGCGAAGUACAAUGUCAAAUGUGAAAUAUGAUGUUUUAUAUGAGCCAUCGGAAUUUAUUCACCAGGUCAAAUUAUUCACUAACGAAAAAAACCAGGCCGUGUUUCGAUUAAAAUAAAAAGUUGCUGAAAAAUUCCAAGCGAAUGUAACUGGUGCAAUAAAAAGUUUUGUGAAAAUGUGAUGCAUCUGUCCCACUUUUAAGCAACAUCUUUCGCGUUGUACUAACUGUAAUUUUAAUCGUCUUCAAAUACACGUAUAGACAUGUAAAUAAAUGUUAUGCUCAAGAGGGAAACAAAUUACAAUGUUAAGUGUAAUGUGGGAUGUUAAAAGUGUCGACAAACUGAACCGACACAACGACGACGAGUGCGUUUGCAAACAAGGCGUUCCUUUGCAAACGCAUACAAUUCACAGUUGCCAAAUGGAUCGUUGUGAUGAAUGAAUUAAAAUGAGAAAAAAAAUUGAAAUUAUAAAAAUGUUUCCCCAUUAUUUUUCCUCCGCGCUGAAAAUAUACUAUAAAACAAAAACGGAUGCCAAAGCAGAUUGACAAUGAUUAUUUCAAUAUUAUUCUUGAUGUUGUGUAAAAUUCAAAUACAUUUAAAAAUCUUUUUCUCAGUUGCUGUUAUCUGAAAGUUUAUUAAUAAAUCA